GCAGCCGUCCUGAAUCCUUCGCUUCAUCACGUCUUCUCAGCCGCUUCAAUCAGAAGAUUCUUUGACAUGGAUCAAAGGGAGGUCCAACCUGGAGACCUGAUUGAGAUCUUCCGUGAUGAUCAUAACCACUGGGCUGUUUAUGUUGGUGAUGGAAACGUCGUUCACCUCCCAGAACCACCGGGGCAAGGUGGUGAUGGUAUUGGUUUUGUUGGUGAAGCCCAAGGGUUGAGGCAGCAGCUGCAGGACGUGGUGGGAAAUGACAACUGGAGAGUCAACAAUCUCUUGGAUGGUAUACACCCACCUCGUCCAGCUGAUGAUAUUGUGAGAGAUGCCGGCUUACUGGUGUAUGAAGAAAUGGGGUUCAAUCUGGAGAAUGUCAACUGUGAACAGUUCGCCACUGAGCUGCGUUACGGCGAGCCUGAGGGUCAGCAGGAGGUUGCUGCAGCGGUAGAAGUUGCAGCAUUCGCCGCGGAUCUCCUGGGAAAUGAUAGCGAUUGAUCGGGAUGUAACUGGCAUAUCAAUCCAUGAUUCUUAUUUCAUAAAGUUUGGUCAAAUCCAC
This is a messenger RNA of Cololabis saira (Pacific saury), 559 nucleotides long. Its product is annotated as phospholipase A and acyltransferase 4-like. Bases 67 to 498 code for a protein of 143 amino acids. Gene Ontology annotation, cellular component: cytoplasm. Gene Ontology annotation, biological process: N-acylphosphatidylethanolamine metabolic process. The record is from RefSeq and is a predicted model, not a curated record. NCBI's taxonomy places the organism in Eukaryota, Metazoa, Chordata, Actinopteri, Beloniformes, Belonidae. The transcript has 5 exons. Gene Ontology annotation, molecular function: A2-type glycerophospholipase activity; glycerophospholipid phospholipase A1 activity.